GAAAAGGCGUCUUCGCCAUUGAGUGACAGCAGCAUCGACCAGUAGUUGCACUCUUAGCGGCCACCAGAGCUUCCUUACAGCAAGGUCAGCGGCUGCUGUCAGGAGCCCAUGUUUCUGCAUCCUGCCCUCUUCAGCCGUAGUCUUUGCACUAUGAAGAGCAAGAAACUUCCUAAUGAAGUUCUGACCAAUGUGGCAGAACAGCAGUGCCGUCAGAUCCUGGUCAAGAACUCUCUGCCACAGAAGGUGUCAGCGGGUGUUCUAGUGACAUUAUGCAACUCUGGAGGUGCUCCUGCCUUUCUCUACACCCUGCGGUCCUCCAAGCUGAAAGGGAGACAUAAGGGAGAUGUAAGUUUCCCAGGUGGCAAAUGUGAUGUAUCAGAUAAAGAUGUGAUAGAUACAGCAUUAAGGGAAGCACAGGAGGAACUUGGGGUAACACUGCCUCGCAACACAGUAUGGGGCCCAAUGAAGCCAAUCACGGACUGGACAGGCAUGGUUAUAGUACCAGUCCUAGCAAAUAUAGGAUGUCUGGAAGAUCUGUCAGUGAAUCCCAAUCCAGAAGAGGUGGAAAUGCUCCUCACGCUACCACUUUCACUGGCAUGUACAAGCUCUAUUCGUGGUUACACUUGUUUCCGCCAGCAUGGGCGCUAUACCUACACUCUACCAGUCUUUCAGGUCUCAGGAUACAAGGUGUGGGGGCUCACAGCCAUGAUGACAGACUCUGCCCUUUCGCUAUUGUUCCCUGGCUCCUAUCACAGUGUCCUCUGUGGCUCUCGAACUCACUGACUACCUCCUUUACCAAUAAAAAAAAACCUUAAAGCUG
Molecule: messenger RNA, 820 nt
Organism: Bufo gargarizans (Asiatic toad)
Lineage: Eukaryota; Metazoa; Chordata; Amphibia; Anura; Bufonidae
Gene: NUDT8
Product: nudix hydrolase 8
Exons: 5
Coding region: 109-783 (224 amino acids)
Molecular function (GO): coenzyme A diphosphatase activity
Source: RefSeq, a predicted model, not a curated record